Messenger RNA from Megalobrama amblycephala (Wuchang bream), 1400 nucleotides. RefSeq names its product interferon induced protein 44g (gene ifi44g). The transcript has 8 exons. Lineage: Eukaryota; Metazoa; Chordata; Actinopteri; Cypriniformes; Xenocyprididae. Bases 196 to 1251 code for a protein of 351 amino acids. The record is from RefSeq and is a predicted model, not a curated record.
UAUUUGAAUAUGGUUUUCCAAUCAACAAUAAUCCAUGGAAUAGCUGCCCUCUACUGGUCAGAAAUCAAACAGACCACACGCACUUUCGUUUUCUCAAUAUCGAGAGACAAACAUUUCACUUGGAUCCUCGGCUCUCUUUCACUUCAGUGUUACUUUUCCAGACACAUCAGCAAACAUUCGCUUCUCUGAUCAAGAAUGGCAUUCGGAUUUGGUAAAGCCACAUUUUCAGACACCAAUUCGAGCAGCAAACCUGAAACAGGCCUUGCAUUUGGUUCCACAUCUCCAGGCACCAAUUCCAGCAGCAAACCUGAAACAGGCUUUUCAUUUGGUGUCACAUCUUCAGACACCAAAUCUGCUCACAAACCUCAAAAAGUGACAAAAACUCAUUUCUCUCCUCUAGAUUUUUCACCCUUGCUGCCAAACCAGUGGAGAAAUAUGGACUGGAGUGAAGAAGUGAAAGAGACACUGAUGGAGUCGGUCAGGUCAUUUAAACCUGCCAGUGAGAGUGUUACUGAAGCCAGAAUCCUGCUGAUCGGUCCAGUUGGCGCUGGGAAGUCCAGCUUCAUCAGUUCUGUCCAGUCUGUCUUCUCUGGACGAGUCAUUAACAGAGCCAUGGUGGGCUCAUCAUCCUCUACCAGCUUCACUAAAAAGCUUCGCUCUUUCAACAUCCGAGGGGCAGGAGAGAAGGCAGACGAGCCCACAGCUCUGGUCUUGUGUGACGUCAUGGGAGUAGGUGAAGGAGAAAGCACUGGACUGACUCUUCAUGAUGCGCUGUCUGUCAUUAAAGGACAUGCUCCAGAGGGACACCAGUUUAGUCCUGAGCAGCCAAUUGGAGCUGAUACUGUGGGCUACAUGAGGAAACCAAGCACCAAAGAUAAAGUGCACUGUGUGGUGUUUGUAGUAGACGGCUCAAAGGUCGGUUCAUACCCCAAAAGCUUUGGCACAACCUUCCAACAGCUAAGAGAACAUAUCAGCAACUUAGGUGUACACCAAGUGGCAUUACUGACCCAUGUGGACCAAGUUUGUAAAGCUACUGAAAGUGACAUCACCCAAGUUUACAAGAGCCAGACUAUUCAGCAGGCAAUGGUGAAGGCGGGAGCCCUCCUGGGAAUGGCCACAUCUUACAUUGUCCCAGUGAAGAACUACUGUUCAGAGCUGGAUCUGGAUGAAAACACAGAUAUCCUACUGCUCAAAGCUGUUGAUCAUAUCUUACAAUAUGUCAAUCUAUAUUUCCAAGACAACAGUGAUUAAAGCACUUCAGUAAGAAAAACGUCACAUUAUAAUGUAUACAGAAGUCCCCAGAUUUGUCCCAGUUUGUUGAUGCCAAAGCUUGUAAUUCUUUGCUAAAAUGUUGUGGUGAACUCAAUUUUUAUAAAACAACUUUAACUUUCUUAACAGUA